Pectinophora gossypiella (pink bollworm) is the source of this 2041-nucleotide messenger RNA. RefSeq names its product deoxyhypusine hydroxylase (gene nero). Lineage: Eukaryota; Metazoa; Arthropoda; Insecta; Lepidoptera; Gelechiidae. Gene Ontology annotation, molecular function: deoxyhypusine monooxygenase activity. The transcript is spliced from 4 exons. Gene Ontology annotation, biological process: peptidyl-hypusine biosynthetic process. Bases 123 to 1037 code for a protein of 304 amino acids. The record is from RefSeq and is a predicted model, not a curated record.
CUCAUUGUUUUGUCUGUCACUGUCAAACUGUCACUCGCAUGUGGUCGAUUCGAUUGUCUUUUGUUACUUGCUUCGUACGUGUUUGAAUUUGUAGAAUUGUACUCGAUUUAUAAUAUCUUACCAUGGUGAACAUUAGCGAGGACGCAAUAAAAAAUAUUGGGAAAGUCCUGAACGACCCGUCCAGGCCUAUGAAGGAGCGUUUCAGGGCACUUUUCACGUUAAGAAACUUGGGUGGAGAAGCUGCCAUUCAGUGUAUUAGUGAAUGCUUUACUGAUGAAUCAGUGUUGUUGAAACAUGAACUAGCGUACUGCUUGGGUCAAAUGCAAGAUAAAAGAGCUAUCCCGAUCCUGAGGAGCGUGUUAGAAGACAAGGAGCAAGACCCUAUCGUGCGACAUGAGGCCGGUGAAGCCCUAGGUGCAAUCGGAGACCCUAACCUUCGUGAAAUCCUGGAAAAGUAUCAGAAUGACCCAGCGGUGGAGGUAGCAGAGACCUGUCAGAUAGCACUGCAAAGACUCAACUGGGUGGCCAAUGACAGCACAAAUGAACAGAAUCUGUCCAAAAGUCUUUACACUUCAGUAGACCCUGCCCCUCCGAGCUCAGACAGUGACAUAGAGAGCCUAAGAAAAACUCUAAUGGAUGAAACUAAAACACUCUUUGAUAGGUACAGAGCUAUGUUCAGUUUGAGGAACUUGGGUACAACUGAAAGUAUUAAUGCAUUGGGUGAAGGAUUGAAAGCAAGUAGUGCCCUGUUCAGGCAUGAGGUAGCCUUCAUCUUCGGCCAGAUGCAGGAUGAACGUAGCGUACCAUUCCUGAAGGCAACAUUGGAGGAUAUUGCCGAGCAUGAGAUGGUUCGCCAUGAGGCUGCAGAGGCACUGGGGUCUAUUGCCACUGAUGAGUGCAUCGAGGUUUUGAAAAGGUACUUAGACGACUCUCGCCGUGUGGUUCGUGAAAGCUGCGAGGUGGCUCUGGACAUGUCAGAAUAUGAGAACAGCCCGGAGUUCCAGUACGCUAACACUUUGCUCACAGUUCAAUCUUGAACGUGAAAUAGCUUAGUUACAUAGUGUAAGUCACUUUUCACACGUAUACUAUUAUCGCAAGCCAUCUACGCACAACAUUGGGGGCCGUUUGCCACUUACCAGAAUUUUUAAAGUUUAUAUGGAUGCCAGGCCUCGCAACACAGCAACCUUGCCGCGGCCUGAGGCCUUGACCAAUAGCCGUACGAUGUAUAUCCAUGUAGAUAGCAUUCGCUGUGUCUAUUGAUUGAAACCCGCGAUAUGAUUCGCGCCGCACGCAGCGCGGUUGCCACGCAGAGUUUGCUGUGAUUUAUUUUAUAUUUCAUUUUAUUCCUUCGAUACGAAAUUCCAAACUUAGAAUUCCCAAUGCCCAAUGGUUCAAAAUGAGCUUAUAGACAAUAAAUUUUAAAAAUGCUUACGUUGACAGUUAUGACCGGAAUCAUACAAGGGUUUUUAAACAUACAUUCGAUCAUAAUAUGAACGUUUUUACAGCGCAUUUAUGUUCGUGUUCGUUAUUGAAUCCGUAAUACAUUGUAGUGCAUAAGUGCAGCUCAAAAUACGGCAUUCCUGAGAAAAUGUCAGUUGACUCCUCAUUUCUUCAGCACAUGCAUUGAUAAUUAACAAAUACAGGGAAUUUGAUGGGCUUGAACGUCGAUUAGCCAUUGUGUGCAACGAAUGUUGUUGUUUUGGUAGAUGUUAUGCUGUUGUGAAUGGGGUUUUGUUAUACGAAGUCUAAGCAAUAGUGUAUGUGUGAAAAGGCUGUAAUGAAUUUACAGUAAGAGCGUUUUUCCAGAGAAAUAAAAAGAGAAUAUUUUCAUUUGAAAAACGUUUUAAGGUUUUAUGUAUCUUCGACACUUUAUUAGAAGCUAUACCUAAAUUAUUUUUUAUUGUAUAUUGAUUUCAUUGUACUUGUCUAAUAGCAAUACUUGUUUGUAUAACGACCAAUUUUUACAACGCGAAUACAAACUUGGCUAUUUUUAUUUAAAGUUAUACCCAGUAUUUUUGUAAAUAAAUGUUAUCGCCCAUUA